AUUCGGCGGUGAUAGCGUGUAACGCGAUUGCAGAGGAGAAACGAGGCGAUCGCCGUCCGGAGUGUCGAGCAACAGAAUUUACAGUCAGUCCGGUUCGAGAGGCGCUUCGGUGAGGAGCCGCGAUAAUAAGGCUCGGUAAUUUUCAUUCAUUCGGUUAAUUAGAGAGCCGUUGUCGCAUCAAAUUUCAAUUAUCUUACCACGGUCUCCGAGUGUUCGAUCUAUCCGAUCGUGUUAAAUCAAGUGCAGACGUUGACGUUCCACAAAACUGUUAUCAUCGAUUCAGUUUAUUUUAUCUUGUUCUAUUUAUUCUCCGUCGAUGCAACGAAACUGAAACAUAAAUAAUCGAGGAAAUAUGCUGUCAAGAGUGCCGGAGUUUUGUGAAGUUUUCUAAGCCUGGAAUUUUUUGGGAUCGCCAGCCGAUAAUUCAAAAAUUAUUUUCAACCUUCUUAUUCGAAAAUUAUCAGAAUGCGGUGAAGUCGCUGGGCGCGAGAAAACAAGAGAAGAGAAGAGGGAAUUGCCGCAAUCUACAGUGACGAAAUAUAAAAUUGUGGAGACCGAGGGGAGAAUCGCGAAUUGCGAAAUAUAGAAUAAUAACCAAGUUGGCAAAUUUAGUGUUCGUUCCACCGGCCGCGAGAACAUUGAAAAUAGUUAUUUUCCAUCGGGAUCAUAAAAUCAGCGUCAAUCAUGAAGCUCGAAGGGAAUAGUUCGAAGGACGACGACUCGAACGGUAUUCUAAUGCAACCGAGGAAAGGGUCGGUUCGUCUUCAAAUCGUACCGGCACAGCCAAAGACGAUAACUCAUCUGCCAAAGAGACCACCGGUUGAUCUGGCGUUCACCGACCUCACUUACCGAGUACGCGAAGGACGAAGAAGCAAUGUGAAAACCAUAUUAAAAUCCGUCAGUGGACGGCUGCGGUCCGGGGAACUCACCGCCAUAAUGGGUCCUUCCGGUGCAGGAAAAUCUACACUCCUCAACAUCCUCACCGGAUACAAGACGACCGGUAUGGAGGGAAGCAUCACGAUGAACGGUCACGAGCGAAAUAUCAGUGCGUUUAGAAAAUUAUCCUGUUAUAUCAUGCAGGAUAACCAAUUGCACGGAAAUCUGACCGUUCAGGAGGCGAUGAAGGUUGCCUCGAACUUGAAGCUUGGUCGAGAUGUGAACAAAGCGCAAAAGGAGGAAGUGAUACAAGAAAUUUUGGAGACACUGGGCCUUGCGGAACACCGACGUACCAUGACCUCGAACUUGAGCGGUGGUCAGAAAAAAAGACUUUCCAUUGCACUCGAACUGGUCAAUAACCCACCGAUUAUGUUUUUCGACGAACCUACCAGUGGACUCGACUCUUCCUCUUGCUUUCAAUGCAUCUCAUUACUGAAGACACUUGCGAGAGGUGGUAGAACAAUUAUUUGCACGAUUCAUCAGCCCAGUGCUCGUUUAUUCGAAAUGUUCGACGCACUCUACACCCUUGCCGAAGGACAAUGCGUCUACCAAGGAUCAACCUCGCAGCUCGUUCCAUUUCUAGGAACUCUCGGGCUCAAUUGUCCGAGCUAUCACAACCCAGCCUCGUUCAUUAUCGAGGUUUCGUGUGGAGAAUAUGGAGACAAUAUCAGAAAUUUGGUGAACGCAAUAGAUAAUGGAAAACGAGAUAUAAGAGCCGGACACCAAUUCCCAGUGGGAAAACCGGGAACCCUGAACAACGGAGGAAUCCCUAAAGACAACGUUGAGAAAAAAAACAGCGUCGAUGUCAGGGAUAAAAAUGACGCAAAUAACGCGGAGGAAAAAUUUAGGGAUGCCAAAAACAACGGUACCGUUGGAUACGUCAUACCAGGGUACGCGACCAACGACAUCACCAAACAAAACGAAGUAUCAAUACCCGUCACCCUUGAGAAAAAAGAAAACGUCACCACCGCUCUACUUGACGAAACGCUCAUCGUUACCCCCGGAAGAUAUCCGACCUCAGAGCUGACACAAUUCUGGAUAAUACUGAAGAGAACGUUGCUGUUCAGCAGAAGAGACUGGACUCUGAUGUACCUUCGGCUUUUCGCUCAUAUAUUGGUAGGAUUUUUAAUUGGUGCGUUGUACUGGGACAUUGGCAACGAUGGUGCAAAAGUACUCAGUAAUCUUGGUUUCCUCUUUUUCAACAUGUUGUUCCUCAUGUAUACCUCGAUGACGAUCACCAUUUUAUCAUUUCCCCUCGAAAUGCCUGUCCUGCUGAAAGAAAAUUUCAACAGGUGGUACUCCUUGAAGUCAUACUAUCUGGCAAUCACGGUCUCCGACUUACCCUUCCAGACUGUAUUCUGCGUGACGUAUGUUAGCAUCGUAUACUUUCUAACGAGUCAACCAGCAGAAGUAAUGAGGUUCAGUAUGUUCCUCGGUACGUGCCUACUGAUCUCAUUUGUCGCCCAAUCGGUUGGUCUCGUAGUUGGGGCUGCAAUGAAUGUCCAAAAUGGAGUAUUUUUGGCACCCGUGAUGUCGGUGCCGUUCCUUCUAUUUUCUGGAUUUUUUGUCAGCUUUGAUGCAAUUCCAGUUUACCUGAGAUGGAUCACGUAUCUCAGUUAUAUCCGCUACGGUUUUGAGGGCACAGCUCUGGCAACUUAUUCCUUCGCUCGACAGAAACUAGCGUGUUCAAUUCAACAUUGUCACUUCAAACACCCGAAAACGACCUUGGAAGAAUUAGAUAUGCUCGACGCUGAUUUUACGCUCGAUAUUCUUGCCUUGCUGUUGAUAUUCGUUCUUCUGCGUAUCGCUGCCUUUGUAUUCUUACGUUGGAAGUUGAAAACCGCCCGAUAGAUAGAAGUUUGGCAUGUGUGAAAGCCAUCAACCGAGAAAAAUAGACGGUAAACUUUUUGAAAGUUAACAAUAAUUAUUUGUUCUCUCAGAUGCUGACGAGAUGAAAAAAAAAUGGUAAAACAGCCCAUCCUUAGAGCUGAUUCUGCAAUAAUAAUCUAAGUGAGAAAGCGUCUACUCUAUUGUUAUCGGUUUCCAUUUUGAUCCGUAGCAUAGCAGCUUAUGUAAAGAUAGAGAUAAGAACAAAAAGAAAAAAAAACACUAACAUAAUUUAUUUAUCUUGACACUGAAGUUAUAUCGACAAUAACUUCCGUAACGCAUUCGCUAUUCAGGGUAUAUUUUAUUUCAUUAAUUUUCCUCUUCUUGUUAUUCAUUAGCCUUUUGUUUAUACGCAGAGGCACGUGUGCGUGCAUCGAUCGCAUAAAAGAAAUGUUAUUUCGACGUCACUUUUACUUGGCGUUUGUUGUCGCAGACUUCUCACACUGUCUAUUCUGCUAUUUCUUAGUCAGCGUUUUUAAGUAUCUGACUAUCAAAUACCACUGUUACGCAGCGUGUGGAAAAACAAUAAUCGAUCGGUUCACCGAUAAACAGAUCAAAACACUUCUAGAGUGACAUAUAAUACGUAAUAAAACUGAAAAUAUUCCGAUAAACGUCUUACAUUUUGAAAAAUUUCGUACCAAUGACGCAAAAACGAAUUUUGGAUUUAGUAUUACGCGGAAAGGAAAUGUACCCGCUACACCUAGCAUCGAAAAAUUUGUAGUAAGUAGCGUAACGCGCGAAACAGAGGCCUUAAAAUGAAAUAUAAAUUAAAUGGAAUUGAGGUAGAAGUGAAGAAAACAUUUGCCAUCCAAAUUUUGUAAUUUUUGAUAUAAAAAUUUCGGACAACGCUACUAUCCGCCAACGGCUGUGAGUGUGAAAUUGAAGUGACACUUAAUAAAAAUGAAUAAUACGUGUAACGCGAAAUGUAAUUAGACCAAUCAGCUAUUUCCGAGACAUAACAAAUUAAUCUAAGUAUCGUCGAGAUGCUCACAGAAACUGAGUAUCUUAUAAAAUUAUCUUGCCAGAUCAAUUAACUUUAAUGACCAAAUAUUAAUAAUUCGUAUGAAUUCGAAUCAAUUUGUAAAUUAAUUAACCGUAGUAAGAUCAGAGAUGAUCGAUAAGUCACACAAAACUCAUCGAAUCGGCGAUUUAACAAACGUGUAGUAUAUUUCAAAGUUUGAAUGAAUUAGAUUUCGAUUACAAACAAUAAUCUCUAACGUAAUUUGAACGGGAAAAGAAGAGAAACAUUGUAGGUAUGUGAAGUGUUUCCAUGAUUAACUCUACGGACAAGUGGAUACGCGUACAUGAUUUGUCCGAACAAAUUCACAUAGCAACGCACCUUACAAUUAAACCUAUAAAUAAAUUAUACACGUUUUGUAUACUGUCAACAUUUAUGUAUAUGUACCUACCUAUUUACCUACCAUUAUUUGUGUAUGCUAAAUUGGCGUAAUAUCUUAUUAUUAAAUUUUAUAAUACAUUUAUUUGUUACAAACAAAA
Molecule: messenger RNA, 4320 nt
Organism: Athalia rosae (coleseed sawfly)
Lineage: Eukaryota; Metazoa; Arthropoda; Insecta; Hymenoptera; Athaliidae
Product: ATP-binding cassette sub-family G member 4
Exons: 12
Coding region: 685-2787 (700 amino acids)
Cellular component (GO): plasma membrane
Molecular function (GO): ABC-type transporter activity; ATP binding; ATP hydrolysis activity
Source: RefSeq, a predicted model, not a curated record